UUUCCUUUCUCCUUCCUUACCGUCACUUCCUCUCUCCUUCACUCUCCCUAAAACCCACUCAAAAACCCUAAUACACAUUCACACACACACACUAAGGCAACCAUGUCUGAGGUUGAGCUCUCUCGCUCAGAAAAGAAAAAGCACAAGAAAAAAACCGCGGCUGAUGCUGACGCCAAAGAGUCCGACCAAGAUUUCAUGAUCAAACCCCAGACCACCACUCCUUCCAUCGACACUUCCCAGUGGCCUAUCCUUCUAAAAAAUUACGACCGCCUCAACGUUCGAACUGGCCACUACACUCCUCUUCCCUCCGGUUUCUCUCCCCUCAAGCGUCCCCUUGCUGAGUACAUCAGGUACGGUAUUUUGAACCUUGAUAAACCUUCUAACCCUUCCUCUCAUGAAGUGGUUGCUUGGAUUAAGCGUAUUUUGCGGGUCGAAAAGACUGGCCAUAGUGGAACUUUGGACCCCAAAGUCACUGGGAAUCUUAUUGUAUGCAUCGAUAGAGCCACUCGGCUUGUUAAAUCCCAGCAGGGUGCAGGCAAAGAGUAUGUCUGUGUUGCUCGCUUGCAUUCCAAAGUGCCCGACGUGGCCAAGGUUGCUAGGGCUCUUGAAAGUUUGACUGGAGCUGUUUUUCAGAGGCCGCCCUUGAUUUCGGCCGUUAAAAGACAGCUUAGGAUUCGAACUAUUUACGAAAGUAAGCUUCUUGAGUAUGAUGUGGAUAGGCAUUUGGUUGUUUUCUGGAUUUCUUGCGAGGCGGGUACUUAUGUUAGGACUAUGUGUGUUCAUUUGGGAUUAAUUCUUGGGGUUGGUGGGCAUAUGCAGGAACUUAGGAGGGUUAGGUCUGGGAUUUUAGGUGAGAAAGAUAAUAUGGUGACCAUGCAUGAUGUUAUGGAUGCUCAAUGGGUUUAUGAUAAUUAUAGAGAUGAGACUUAUUUGAGGAGGGUGAUUAUGCCUCUUGAAGUCCUUUUGACUAGUUAUAAGAGGCUGGUUGUGAAGGACUCUGCUGUUAAUGCUAUUUGUUAUGGGGCGAAGUUGAUGAUUCCUGGAUUACUGAGGUUUGAGAAUGACAUUGAGGUUGGGGAGGAAGUUGUGUUAAUGACGACAAAAGGAGAGGCAAUUGCUCUGGGAAUUGCUGAAAUGACCACUGCGGUUAUGGCUACUUGUGAUCAUGGUGUGGUGGCAAAGAUUAAGAGGGUAGUUAUGGACAGGGAUACUUAUCCGAGGAAGUGGGGUUUGGGGCCAACUGCAUCCAUGAAGAAGAAAUUGAUUGCAGAAGGCAAAUUGGAUAAGCAUGGAAAGCCAAAUGACAGCACUCCUAAAGAGUGGUUAAGAAAUGUCGCGUUGCCAACUGGUGGGGAUUCUAUGGUUGCCAGCCUAGCAGCUUCUGCUGAACCUGCGGCGGUGGAAAAGGAAAAGGAAGAUGGAGAGGGGCGCAAGCGCAAAUUGGAUGACAGCAGUGAUAGCCCUGCUCCGGUUGUUGGUAAGAAAGCCAAGGUUGAGGAAGGUGAAGCUGAAGUUGAGAAGAAAGAGAAAAAGAAGAAGAAACAUAAGAAGAGUGAAGAGGAUGAUGAUGCUGAAACUGAAGAGAAGGUUGAGAAGGAAAAAAAGAAGAAGAACAAGGAUAAGGUUGAAGCUUCUUCACCAGAUACAGAGAAGUCUGAGAAGAAGAAGAAGAAGAAGAAGAGCAAGGAGAGCGAGGAGACUCCUGUUGCUGUUAAUGGUGCAGGGGAUGAUAAAAGUGAAAAGAAAAAAAGGAAGAAAAAAAGCAAAGAUGCAGUAGAGGAGUAGGUGAUGAGGUUUUAAAACAUUUCCUUUUAGUAGGAAAUCAAAUUGUUUUGCAGUUGUAUGUUUGGUGCCUACAUUAACCUUUUUAAGAAGUGUUUUGCAGUUUCUCAAUGUAGUUUUUGGCAUAAACAAUUUUAUGAUUUACUUUUAUGUAAUGGAAUGCGUUCAUUAUCUGCAA
Molecule: messenger RNA, 1960 nt
Organism: Gossypium raimondii (Peruvian cotton)
Lineage: Eukaryota; Viridiplantae; Streptophyta; Magnoliopsida; Malvales; Malvaceae
Product: H/ACA ribonucleoprotein complex subunit 4
Exons: 1
Coding region: 103-1785 (560 amino acids)
Biological process (GO): rRNA pseudouridine synthesis; mRNA pseudouridine synthesis; box H/ACA sno(s)RNA 3'-end processing
Cellular component (GO): box H/ACA snoRNP complex
Molecular function (GO): pseudouridine synthase activity; RNA binding
Source: RefSeq, a predicted model, not a curated record